AUCGGAUUUUGGAUUCGUUUUGAUAUAUCGGACGCAUACCUAUAUCAGAUUUCUCAUUCAUUCGUUCAGUCUUUCUGUCAAAAUGGCUGCCGUGCAAGAGGCGAGACGCGAACCUAUCCAAGCUGUCCAAGUUUUCGGACGCAAGAAAACCGCAACUGCAGUAGCAUACUGCAAACGCGGCCACGGAGUUCUCCGAGUAAAUGGCCGCCCACUAGACUUGGUGGAGCCCCGCUUGCUCCAAUACAAACUUCAGGAGCCAAUCCUUCUCCUUGGAAAGGAAAAAUUCUCUGGUGUUGAUAUCAGAGUUACAGUUAAGGGUGGUGGUCAUGUCGCACAGGUUUAUGCGAUCAGACAAGCCAUCUCCAAGGCCCUUAUUGCUUUCUACCAGAAAUAUGUAGACGAAGCGUCAAAGAAGGAAAUCAAAGACAUCCUCGUUCAAUACGACAGGAGUUUGCUGGUCGCCGACCCACGUCGCUGUGAGCCCAAGAAGUUCGGUGGCCCAGGCGCGCGCGCUCGCUACCAGAAGUCCUACCGUUAGAAUUGUAUCGUCCGUUCGUCACUUGGUAUCGUGCGGCUGGCUGUCUUCUGUACGAUACCAUUUGGUGCUUUAAAAUAAAAAAAAUAAAAAGUACU
Molecule: messenger RNA, 633 nt
Organism: Chilo suppressalis (striped riceborer)
Lineage: Eukaryota; Metazoa; Arthropoda; Insecta; Lepidoptera; Crambidae
Source: the annotation of a GenBank genome assembly